This is a messenger RNA of Ascochyta rabiei, 1470 nucleotides long. RefSeq lists its product as uncharacterized. The record is from RefSeq and is a predicted model, not a curated record. Bases 1 to 1470 code for a protein of 489 amino acids. NCBI's taxonomy places the organism in Eukaryota, Fungi, Ascomycota, Dothideomycetes, Pleosporales, Didymellaceae. Gene Ontology annotation, cellular component: vacuolar membrane. Gene Ontology annotation, molecular function: amino acid transmembrane transporter activity. Gene Ontology annotation, biological process: amino acid transmembrane transport. The transcript has a single exon.
AUGGGCCUCAAAAAUCCUCUCCGCAAGCAGGAAGCGCAAGGGUCGCCCGCGCUGAGCGGGACUCCACCCUACCCUGGAUCUGAGAAAUCAAACUAUGACGAAGAGUAUGGACAGAACACCAACAUCACAACAGGCUGGACAGGCGAUGGCUUCGCUGGUGCCAACGAAUACCCCCAGCGAGACGGUCUCAGCGACGAGUAUAGGACGCUUGGCCGCUGGCGAGCGUGUGUGAUUCUCAUCACCAUCGAAGUUGGCAUUGGUGUCCUCAGCUUGCCAUCUGCUCUUCGGAUACUCGGACUUAUCCCCGGCAUCAUCGCUAUCCUCGGCUUUGGAAUAAUCACCACAUACUCUGGAUUUGUUAUGUCACAAUUCUAUAGGAGGUACCCUAUGGUUACAAACUUGGUCGAUUGCGCACUCUACAUUGGCGGAAAGCCCUUCGAAUAUUUCCUCGGAGUUGCUUUUGUGUUCAACCUGGUUCUCAUUUGCGCCAGUGCGAAUAUCACCAUGUCGGUUGCCCUAAACACGCUCUCGUCUCACGCCGUCUGCACGGUCGCUUUCAUGGCCAUUCCUCAUAUCGCCUGCUGGCUACUCUGUCUGCCUCGAAAACUCACGUUCGCGGCGGCCAUGAGUUGGAUCUGCACAAUCUCCAUCGUUGCCGCUGUCCUCAUUGUCAUGAUCGCCCUCGGUGUCGCAGGCCCAAAAGCGCCUCCAGGCUUUGACGUCAAGAUUACUCUCGUCGGCAAGCCCACCUUUGUCGAAGCCGUGAAUUCUCUCCUCAACGUUGCCUUCGCCUUCGCCGGCAACCAAUCCUUCAUGUCCGUCAUGGCUGAGAUGCGCAACCCGCAGAAAGAGUUCCCGCCGGCUCUCUACAUGCAGAAGUCCUUCGAAGUUGUCGUAUAUAUCAUCGUGGCAUGCGUUAUUUACGGUUUUGCUGGCGACGCCGUCACUUCCCCAGCUCUCGGCUCCGCGCCCGUCAUUCCAGCCAAGAUCGCCUACGGCAUCCUCAUUCCUUCCGUCCUUGGUACAGGUCUCGUGAUCGGAAUCACCGCAAUUAAGUACAUGUACAUCGCCGUCAUGCGCAAGGUCAAGCCCGAGCAAGUGAACGUUCACAAUGGCUUCACAUGGACGCUUUGGGUUGGUAUCGGUUCUCUGUUUUGGAUUGUGUCGUUCGUCAUCGCGAACGCAAUUCCUAUUUUCUCGUCAAUUCUCAACAUCAGUUCUGCCAUCUUUAUCUCCUGGUUCACCUUUGGACUGACCAGCGUCAUGUGGCUGCAUCUGAACUGGAAAAAUCAGUUCAAUGGGCCAAAGAUGAUUGCACUGGCUUGUCUAAACUACGGCGUUUUGCUGAUGACUGUGUUUUUGAACGUUGGUGGCCUCUACACUUCCCUGAAGGCGCUCAUUGACAUCUUCAAUGAUCCAAACUCAACGCUGAACGGACCAUUCACAUGCGCAGAUAACAGCAUCUUUUAG